Messenger RNA from Prorocentrum cordatum, 2360 nucleotides. NCBI's taxonomy places the organism in Eukaryota, Dinophyceae, Prorocentrales, Prorocentraceae. The record is from the annotation of a GenBank genome assembly.
CUCGAGGGGCCUACUGCGGGUGCCUUGGGCCGGCCGCGUGGCGGCCGGGGCGCACGCGUGCACGCGCGCAUGCCCCGCCGCGGCGCCCCGCGCCGCCGACCCCCGCGUUGGCGGGCUCGAGGACGACGACGAAGACAAAGUCGGGGGGGCAAACAGAGGACCUUCCUGGUGCGGGCUCUCGCGCUGGCCGUUAUGCUGCGUUCGCGAGACCGUGCCGACGCGUCCAGCGGCGGCGCUCUGUUGAUGGACGGGCUUCACGUGGCGCACAGGAGCGUCUACAGCGGCAAGUAUUUGGCAUCCACUGGCGUCGUGAGUUGGCCGUGCAAGUACACCUACACCUACUACAACGCCACGGACGCGUAUAGCCUGGAGUUCUUCCGCCCCACGACUGGGGUGUUCAACGUGGUGCAGGCAGGCUGCCUUUUUGCGCACCAGCGGCCAGCGGACAACGGGUACGACACCGCCUCCUGGGACGUGAGGUCGCCAGACUCAGGGUCUUCCCCAGGUGGCGGGCUAUGCACAGAUCCCGACGACAACGGUCUCUGGGAGGUCCUCUUCGUGGAGACGGCCGGCGUGCCGUACCUCGUCAGGCUGCGGAGCCUGCAGUUCGGCUUGUGCAUCGUCUCCCCGCAGGAGACGGGCCAGAACCAGCUGGUCGAGCUGGGAUCCUGCACCAGCGACCGGGGCCUGUGGGAGGUCACGCCCUGCCAUUGCGCCUCGGAGAAGGACAACUGUCUGGGCCGCCACCCCGAUGCGCCCGCGCUGCACACCGCCGCGGGUGCGCUCGCGAGCCCCGCGGAGCAGGCGUGCUGCCUCCCAGAGUGCGCGGAGAGCACCACGACGACGACCUCCACGACGAGCACAACGGUCACCGCGACGACCGAGGCCCCCCUGGUGAGCGAGGACGACCUCGUCACCGGUGCCGUCGCUGGGGGGGUGGCGAUCGGCCUCCUGUGCCUCUGCGGCGCCUUCUGGCUCGCCUGCCACCGCUUCCCCGACGCGGUCGACAGGCGCGGCGCUCAGGGAAGGGUGCGCCUGGCCCCCGCCCCCUCCUGCCCCCCCUCCCCUGGGCCUUCGGGGGGGGGGCCUCCUCGUCGCCGCGGCCGGAUCUACCUCGAGAUCCUGGCCCGGGGGCGCCCCUCGGAGGGGCCCGGGGAUGGCUUCCGAGGGCCUUGCGCGGCGUGCCCCGCCCUCGAGGACUCGGAGUGGCUGGCCUCUGGCCCUCGGCGGGUGCUCGGGGACGGCCCCGCCUGGCGGAAGUAAGCAGGGCGGCGUCGUCGGCGGAGGCCCGGCGGAGGCAAGAGUGCGGCUCCCGAGCAGAGCGAAGGCCAGGGCGCACAGGGGUUCCCGAGCCAGCCAGGUUUGUCCCAGACGCCAUCGCCAGCAGCCCCAGAUUCAGGCACUACAGGACCUUCACCGGCUCGCUGUCUCCAUUCGGAGCGGGGCGAGGUAAGUGCAUGGGGGCGGUCGCACCAGAUGGGGAGGCCAGUUGUGACCUUGUGGAUGUGCGGCCCCAGCCCGACGCCCUGCAGAGCACCGCGUGGGCCACCCCGGUGGCCCCGCCGGCGACCAAGGCGGCUUGCCCGCCGAGGCUGGGCCGGGCAGCGGCGCUGGAGAUGGCGGAUGCAUUCGUGGUCGAGUUCAGUGCCCUCAGCUUCCAGCAGGCUCUGAGGGAGGCCUGCCAGGAGGCUCACGGCGACUUGAGGAGGGAGGUUCGGCAGAGGCGAUCUCUUUGCGACCCCAUCCGGUUUCGAGUGAUCUCGAAGUACGGCUUCCCGCCCGAUCCGGUGGGAGUAUGCCAGUGCUCGGCAGCCUUCGCCGAGCUGCUGCCGGACGACAAGGAGCUGCAGGAGCUGAACUGGAAACUCUCCGCGCUUUUGCAGACACGACCGCAGGACUGGGAUACUCAGUUCGCGCCUUUGUGCUCUGACAUGACGCUGGACUGCGAACCACCAGCGCCACCAAAUUUGAGUCCGCUUCGGCCAAUAGUUGACCCCGUUGGAUGGGAGAGACCUGGUGCAGUUACCAACGUAGUCAGAUAGUUUCGCAGCCUCGCGCGCGAUGUUUUUCAUGCAGAUUUCACAUUGCGCAGCGCGUUUCGUAUAGAAUAUACGGUUGGCCGUUCAGUUUUCUCGGCGUUGUUUGUUUACAUGCCUCGGGCCGACAGCUACCUCGGCGCCCGAUUGUCAUCCCAGUAGUUCUCUGCGUUUGAGCAGUGGUUAGUCUAAUGAUUUAGACUCUGCGUUUGAGCAAGAGGGAUAUAUAACACACGUGUAUGUUUACGAUUCUAGCCACGGCCUUGGCGCACCGCUGCCGUUGUCAAGAAAUCGUUCAAGUUGCGAGUUCAAUCAAAGUACAAA